Messenger RNA from Sungouiella intermedia, 918 nucleotides. The record is from the annotation of a GenBank genome assembly. Lineage: Eukaryota; Fungi; Ascomycota; Pichiomycetes; Serinales; Metschnikowiaceae.
AUGCUAACCAACAUUCCAACCCUGAUGACAAUGUUCACCGCUGGACCUGUCCUCAAAUUGAUAUUCAAUGACACACUUUUAGUAUAUCUCCAUCUUUUGCAGUACACUUUGGUUGUGCUUUUCUCUUGCUGUCUGCUAUUUCUCUGCUGCUUUAGGAGAAAAGACUGCUACGUGUUUGGAAUGUUCAUUUUGGGUCUUUCCAACGCAGCCAUUUGCAUCUUGUUGGUAUUGCAAGGAAACCAGUGGUUCCAAAUAACCCGUGCUUAUAACAUCAGGACAGAACUGUUUCUAGCCCUAACACUAUUCUCCUUCUGUCUCUUCUACACAUUUGUGCAGCCUAUGUCAUCCAUAUAUUCCAUCGAGCUUGUGCAUGGGUGUCCUAAAGCAGUAGCUGUGGUUUACAGUAUCAUGUGGCUUUCAAAAGCAAUUGCAUUGGUAAGCUAUGAGUGCAUCCUCUCAGAGACGGUAGAUGAAUGGAUUAUUGUAGCCAUUGUAAGUGCAAUGUGUCUUCUCGGAGCAAUAAGUAUACUGUUCUACCCAGAACCUACAACAUAUGACUCACUCACGCGUCCCAGUUCCACAGAAAGCCACAAGGUAGCAAAGUCCUUAAUUUCAACUGAAUCUUUCUCUUCAAAGCCUGACACUUCGGCCGGACUGUCAAUCUUUGGAUUGAAUAUGACGUUCCAGAACUAUAUUCCACUAUUCAAGAAUUCCGAAGAAAAGCGUGAAAGUCUGGAGGUAUCUUCGGACUUUCUUCUGUCAGAAUCAACGCAAGACGUGCCAAGAAGGGAAUCUGCACUUCGAAUGGUUACUGCUCGAUCUCAUUUCUCUGGUGGUUCGUUACUGGAAAGUGUUCAAGACAAUGAUGAACUCACGCCACUGAUGACAGCACUUUGGACCUCUGAUUUGGGAUCUUGA